This is a messenger RNA of Phascolarctos cinereus (koala), 8502 nucleotides long. The record is from RefSeq and is a predicted model, not a curated record. Lineage: Eukaryota; Metazoa; Chordata; Mammalia; Diprotodontia; Phascolarctidae.
GUGAUGCCCACACCCUCUGCCCGGAGGUACUGCUUGGGCAGUUGUCAAGUGGUAGAGGAAUGCCAGCAAAGACAAGCUUGGACACAGAAGGCCAUGCAGAGUGGAGUCCCAGCUGGAUUCUGACCACGCACCCGGGUGCCACCUUGAACGUUUCCCUCUCAGCGACUCGGUUGCCUCAUCUGUAAAGUAAUAAGGAGACUGUGAAGUGCCAGUGCCGCUGACCAUGUCUGACGGUGCAGACAGUGAGGAGAAGCCCCCAGCCCCUCCGCUGAGAAUGAACAGUAACAACCGUGACCCCUCUGCCCUCAACCACUCCUCCAAGCCCCUGCCCGUGGCUCCAGAGGAGAAGAACAAGAAAGCCCGCCUCCGCUCCAUCUUCCCUGGAGGAGGGGACAAAACCAACAAGAAGAAAGAAAAGGAAAGGCCAGAGAUCUCGCUUCCUUCUGACUUUGAGCAUACGAUCCACGUGGGGUUUGACGCGGUCACUGGGGAAUUCACUAUGGGGAGACCGAGCACUGAGCCCAGGGCCCUGCACAUAGGAAUCCCUGAGCAGUGGGCAAGGCUUCUUCAGACGUCCAACAUCACGAAGCUGGAGCAGAAGAGAAACCCACAGGCCGUGCUGGAUGUCCUCAAGUUCUAUGACUCCAAGGAAACUGUUAACAACCAGAAAUACAUGAGCUUUACUUCUGGAGAUAGAAGUGCUCAUGGAUACUUAGCAGCCCACCCUUCGCAGACUUUGAUUCCAAGACCAGCUUCCCUCUGUUACCUGGAUACCUCAGCUGCCGAGGGAGUGAAGGCUCAGAGUACCAAAACAGCUUCAGAACCUCCCUUGGCUCCCCCGGUGUCUGAAGAAGAAGAUGAAGAUGAGGAAGAGGAGGAAGAGGAGGAGAAUGAGCCCCCACCAGUAAUUGCGCCACGCCCUGAGCACACAAAAUCUAUUUACACGCGCUCCGUGAUGGAUGCUGCCCUGCCAGUGGCUCCCCCCAAGGAGGCGUCUGCCCCCACGGCAGAGAACUCUCCCUCCAACACUCUGUAUCGCAAUGCCGACCGGCAGAGAAAGAAGUCCAAGAUGACCGAUGAGGAGAUCCUGGAAAAGCUGAAUGAGGAAACUGAGUCUCAGAGAGGAAGCAUCGUGAGCAUUGGGGAUCCCAAGAAGAAAUACACGCGAUUUGAAAAAAUUGGCCAAGGGGCAUCAGGUACUGUCUAUACUGCAUUGGAUAUCGCCACAGGACAAGAGGUGGCCAUAAAGCAGAUGAACCUGCAGCAGCAGCCCAAGAAGGAAUUAAUUAUUAACGAGAUUCUGGUCAUGAGGGAAAAUAAGAACCCCAACAUUGUGAAUUAUUUAGACAGCUACUUAGUGGGCGAUGAGCUGUGGGUGGUGAUGGAGUACCUGGCUGGGGGUUCUCUCACUGAUGUCGUCACGGAGACUUGUAUGGAUGAAGGCCAGAUAGCAGCUGUCUGCAGAGAGUGUCUCCAGGCUUUGGAUUUCUUGCAUUCAAACCAAGUCAUCCACAGAGACAUUAAGAGUGACAACAUUCUUCUCGGGAUGGAUGGCUCAGUCAAACUGACCGACUUUGGGUUUUGUGCCCAGAUCACCCCUGAACAAAGCAAAAGGAGUACCAUGGUGGGGACCCCCUACUGGAUGGCCCCUGAAGUAGUGACAAGGAAGGCCUAUGGCCCUAAAGUAGAUAUCUGGUCCCUUGGGAUCAUGGCCAUAGAAAUGGUGGAGGGCGAACCCCCAUACCUGAAUGAAAAUCCACUCCGGGCCUUGUACCUCAUUGCAACUAAUGGCACCCCGGAGCUCCAGAAUCCUGAGAGACUUUCUCCUGUGUUCCGAGAUUUCUUAAACCGCUGCCUGGAGAUGGAUGUGGACCGGCGAGGGUCUGCCAAGGAGCUUUUGCAGCAUCCAUUUUUAAAACUAGCCAAGCCUCUCUCCAGCCUGACUCCUCUGAUCCUUGCCGCGAAAGAAGCGAUUAAGAACAGCAGCCGCUAGUGAGGAGAGGGAGGGCCUUCACCCGCCCUGGCCCUGGCGCGUGUAGAGCCGGACCCCUCCAAGACUCUGUAGGACCUCCUUUUCUGUGCUGCAGCACAGACAGACAGACAGACAGACAGACAGACAAACCUAAUUUGGAUGUCCCCAGUGUAAGGGGCAUAAGGCCCGGGGGCUGAGCCUUUUCCCCCCACUCCCUCCUAUCAUAUACCUUUGCCAGCUGGAGCCAGCUCAGGGCUGCAUGGGCCUUGUGAGCAGCGGGGCUACAGGGGGAAGCAUCUCCUGGCUGUUUCUACCAGCUGCCCCACUAGCCAGGAGCAGCUCUCCACCGUGGGCUGGCUGCCCGUGCACUUCCUUAUCGAAUGCCUGGCUUCUUGCUUUUCCCAGUGUCUGGUCUGCUUUGGCAUUAGAGAAGGAAGAAAGGGCCCCUUUGGCCCUCUGAUGGCUCCUGCCCAUCUGCCCACCUGGCUCCCGUUCCCACGUUCAGUUUGCCUGCAGUAGGAUGGACAGAAAGUAAUGGCAGAAUGAGUGUGUUGUGAAUGAGACCUCAUGUGUGACCUCAGCUCUUGAACCCUGCUUCCCUCGCCCCUCCCCUCUGAGUUUGGGGCCUCCUGCCUUGGGCCAGCUUGCUUUGUCUCACUCGCAGUCUGCAUUUGCCUUGGCAAAGUUAGCUUGGCACAUUUAUUUUACUUUUUAAAGGCAAAAGAUAAGUAAGUGUGUUGAGGAAGGCCUGCUUUGGGGGUUGCACUUUCUCCCUGCUGCCCCCAUGGCCUCCCAUGUUCCCAGAGGCCUAGAGAAGGUUGCAGAGAUUCACAUGGCAAAACCUGUCACUGCUGGGCCCAGCCCUGAAUUGGCAAUCCCGGGGGCUGCCUGAAAGAUCUCCAUGCUACCUCUUGACUCCCUCCAUAUGUGGUGGCACUUAGGGACCUAGCCUCUCCCCGCCCCCCUGAUGGGGCUGAAUUGUUUUUAUUCUGAUAAUAACUGUGCAAGGCAAUGACUUGUGAAUUUUUUUUUUAAAUAAUAAAAAGAUCUGGUGAGGAGAGACCUGGUUAGCACUCACUUGCCUAGUGAGCUGGGGCAGGAUCUUUGCUGCUGGCUUUGUGUCCCUUUAAGAACUGGACAUGGAUGUGGGUGCUGCCCCUCCUCCGGGUUCUCCCCAGACAGGUGUCAGGUUAGGGCAUUUGUCAUGUUCACCGUUUAGCAACUUUGAAUUCUAAGAGCCUGCCCACAUGCCUUAGUGGGAAUCUCUCCUCUUCAGCAGAGCUCCCCAAACAAUUUGACCUGAGAACCCCACUGAGGCAUGAGUGGCACUCUUUCCUGGUCUCUUCCCAAAGACUCAGCUGCUGGCACCUUUUGGUUUCCUGGAAGGAAGGGAUGGAGAGAGUGAAGGAAGGAGGAAGAAUGGGAGAGAAAAGAAAGGACUUGCUUGUUUUUUGAGCUUACUGGCAUCUUGAAAAGAUUUGGAUAGUUGGAUUUCUGUGCCCUUGAAAAACCCAUGGUUUCUGUUGAAGAAGGCUCAAGAUUCGUAGCAUGUCAGGCAUUGUAAUAAAAUGUGUGUGAAUUCAGGAUAGGAAGUAAAAGGGUAAAUGAGGGCUGCUUGGCCUGGGGACUCCUUCCUGUCAUGAUGAAGGCCUAGUCACCUAGCCAUCUACCCAUCCAUUCACCCAUCAAUCCAUCCUUCCACCUACCCAUCUACCCAUUCGUCUAUCCCUCAUCCAUCUGUCCACCCUUCCAUCCACUCACAGAAUCACAGCCUCAAAGUAGACCUUAGUGGUCAUUUAGCCCAACCCAUACCCAAAAGAAAUCCCCACUGUAAAUACCUGACAUGUAGUAUAUCUUCCAUUAACAAUCCAAGCAAGCAUUUAUUAAAUGCCUACUGUGUGCAAGGCACUGUGCUAGGCAGUGGGGAUACAAAGACAAAAAAAAAUCCAUCUCUCUAUUUGUCCAUCCAACCAUGAAUCUACUCACUCAUCCAUCCAGCUAUCCACCCAUUUGUUCACCUGUCACUCACCUACCUUGUCAUCCAUCCAUCCAUCCAUCCAGAAGUCCAUUCAUCCAUGAUCCACCCAGACACCUACCCACUCAUUCCCUUUCCAAUUCUCUCUUCCAAAACUCUCAUUUCUUUUCCAAUUUUUCCUCAUUCCAUUUAUAAAAAUAUAUAUUUUAAAGCCUCUGCAGGAAUCCUAGUUUGUGCCCAAGCUGUGUUUUCCUCUGAGCCUUUACCUGUAUACGUUUUGGAAUCACUCUCCUCUUCUGCAUUUAUGUCUUGAGCAUUCCUGCCACCAUAAUAGCUCAUUAUGGUGGGAUUCUUUUUUUGUUUGCCCAUUCUUCCAGCUUUCUUCCUGACUUGGACGUGCAGUACUUUUACCCAUUCAUCCACCUAUCCAAUCUCCCGUUCACUCAUUUGUCUGUCCAUCCUACCCAUCCAUUCAUCUUUUCAUUCAUCUGUCACAUCUAUUCUCCAUUCGUAUGAACAUUCACCCAUCCCUCUACUAAUCCAUCCGAUAUCUUUCUACCCACCCAUCUAUCUUCCCAUUGACCCAUUCACUCAUCUGUUCAUUGAUCUGCCCACCCAUCCAUCUUGUCAUCUCUGACUGACCCUUCAUCCAACAUCCUUCUACCCACACACUCAGCCAUCCCCUGAAACGAAAGCAUGGUCUGUGGGGAGUUUAGGCUAAGCCCAUAGUGGCAGAUGUCCCAUUGGGGAGGUGAUUCUGGUUCCCUAAUUUCCCAUGUGGAUAUAAAAUUUGAGGGACUUUGACCUCCUAGGAAACACACAAGGGAGAGAAGCAACAGAUGAAGCCAGGAAAGUGUGUGGUCCUAUCCUGUGUGUAUACUAGGCCCUGGGGGAUAGGGUGGCUGGGCCAGGGAGAUUCCAGGCAGCUGCUUGAGCUAAUGAGAGGCCUUAAUUUUGAUUUCAGUUGAAAAUCUCUGUUUGUAUUUCUCAGUGAUAGAUGUCAGUGAUUUCCAUAGAUGUAUAAGAUGCUGUUGGGUUGCAGUGGAGAGAUGGGUGUGCUAUCCUUGGUGGGUAAGGGCGAACCUUGACCUGGGCUGACCAGAAAGAACAACUCAUGUCCUUUGUGUGCCUUCAGGGCCUUUCCUUGGAGACUCGGAAGCAGUGAUCCUUGAGGUCAUUGCCUGGAGAGAAAUGGCUGUUCUUCUAGGUUCUCCAAGGUCCUUUCUGACUACUGCUGGCCAUAGAGGCCAAUGGUAGUAACCCAUGUCUCUAGGAAUGCUGUCCCAGCAGACAAAUGGAUGUGGGUGCAUAUAGAGAUAUUCUGAUACUCAUCCGUUUUCUCUGACCCAUCCUUCCAUGACUUUGGACAGCUACUUAUGUUUUUAAGAAGUAUUACUGAUAAGCUGUUUCUCUUGCCAAAAUUCUGCUGAAGGACUAGCUCCUGACAUGUUUAAACAUCCCUUCCUCCAUAUGGCAAAGACCUUUUCCCCCUUUCCCCACCUAUUUCUGUAGUUCCUUAACCCCCUGGCACAUCUGCCUGGCUCUUUCCUGUGACUCAGCCUGGGGGCAGCAGCAGGAGGGUCGGAGAGGGCUGAGAAGCAUUAUAGAGAUGACCUUGGUGUUUCCCUGUGAAUGAGUGAGUUGGUGCUUCUGUGCUGUACUCCCAGGUCGGUGGGCCCUGCCCGGCUGUCCUUGUCAGUCCCUGUGUGUCUGUGCUCUUUCAUUGGCCGCUGACUGGCCGGAUACGAAGACUCGAGUCAAACACUUCUUCUUGGAUCGUCUGAUUCCGAUUUCUUUCUGGUGAACUGAUUCUACGUUCCCGUUUGGUCUUCGCACUCAUCCUUCUCUGACAGGGAUGAGCUUCUUGUUGCCGAGUUUCCGGAGAACUGGAGAGCAUCAUGUGCUGCAGAAGGUUCUCCUAAUCUGAUCAGCCUGUACCAAGCCAAUUUCUUUGUCUGUCAGGCUCUUUAUUCUGAUUGAGUUGGGGAGGCAGAGAACAUUAGAGAUAGAGGGGAUCAUAGAGCUCAUCUAGUUCACCCCCCACCAUUUUACAAAGGAGGAAACUGAGGCCCAGAGAGGUUAAUUAUGUUGUGCAAGGAUAUUACAAGUUGGUGGCAGAGUCAGAGAUUUGAACCCGGGCCUUCUGACCCCAAGUCCAGGGCUCUACCACACUGUGCUGCCUAGCAGGUGGCACUGAAGCUCUUGGUGGAGGUGUGGACAAGAGGUCCACAGUGCAGCUGGCCAGCAUUAUAACACUCUGUUCAGCAGGUGGCUUGGGCAUGUGGGCUGCACCCUGAGCAGCACAUGUGUUGCGCCUUCCAAGAUCAUUAUUGGCCACUGAGAGAGAGGCCACUGGCGAGGCUGAGCAAACACAGGGUCAUUGGCUAUUCAGAAAUCCUGGGCUUCGUCCUCUGGACUGGUGUGCUGUGUUCAGGACCCUGAGGAUAGAAGGGAAAGGGCUUUGGUUUCUCAGAGAGACCAUUGGGUCCGAGUGCCGAGCCUGUGACCUGAGAGGCUAAGGGAUGGUGCUGAGGUCCCUGUCACCUCCGUGUCCCAUUUCUUAUUCAUCUAGGUAGAAGUCUUCUCUUGAUUCCAGAUAGUCAAGUGGGGCUGAUUUCCCCAGAAGUGAAGGCUGAGUGGGUAAACAUUGGCAGAUGGCAAAUGCCACUGGCAGAGGGAGCUUGCUGGCACUCCAUCAUGUUUGGCUGGUGUUGCUUUGAGGUUCCCGCCACGUGCUGGCAGUGCUCCUGGCUUAGCACAGCAGGCGGAAUUUCUAGAAAGACAAUAUGUGUGUGUGUGUGUGUGUGUGUGUGUGUGUGUGUGUGUGUGUGUGUAUACUCCCUGCUCACUCACCACAAUGAUUUUAGGAUUGGCAGUGGGAUGGUUUGUCUCCCCACCACUGCCCCUCCAGGCCUUGUCAUCCUGGGCAAUUCAUAGCUGUGACUUUCUGAAAAGCCCCCAUAGGGCAAUGUCCCAACGUUCUGGAGGCUCUUCCCAUCCGCCAGGUGCCAAGCUGGUGUUUGGCUGACCAUCUGGGAACCUUGACAUUUGUGACGUGAUCGGCCCAUUUCUUUUUCUUGUCCUUUCUUGGUAUCCUUGGUGGUUCUGCUGCUGCUCCUAGCCUGCUGCUCAUGUGCAAGUCAACACUGGUGCCAUUCCCCAACCUGCUUGCCUUCUCUGUGGCCACUGACCUCUGGCUCAUCCCACUGUUUGCCUUCUUUUGAGGCCAUGGGUCUCCAUGAUUGUUUGCUUCCCAGGCAGAACUUGGGGACUUGAAAGAUGGCCUUUUGCAGCAGUGAGGAGUUUCUUUGGCAGAGCUUCACUAGGAACAAACACUCUCUCGAGUUCUCUGCACGCUCUUGAGGGGGCUCCAGUGAUGUGGAUGUGAGGGGCCCUCUCCCCUGCUGGUCUCCAUCCCUCAAGGCUCAGCCAGUAAGGACCCAAGUACAGCAGUGGCUGCCAGAUCCCCUUCAUGGCCGGGCAGACAGGGGCAGGUGAUGAGGCAAACCCUCUCUACUUGGGCCCAGGAGGCAGGGUUCAAGUUGUGAGGAGAGCCAGCAGGAGCUGCAGAGUGGGCUGAGAUGAGCAGCAGAAACAGAGCGUCUGAGCUGGGGAAGCCGUGCUUGAGCAGGAAUCCUAAGCGCAGGGAUUGUCAGGGAGCUGACUUGACCUGUCUUCCAAGAGUAGUGUUGGCAAUAGAUAGUAAGGGAGAGAACUCAUUUCCUUUGGCCAUUUGAAGGUGUGCAGGAAGCCCUUGGAAGUCGGAGGUCGCUAAGUAUGAGUGCUGCUAUCCCUAUUGUGUGGCAUUCCCUGGCCCUUCCCUUGCCACCCUGGGCCAGGACAGUGAGGAGCAAAGUCUACCAUUCCCACUUGUAAACUCAGCCAGGGCUUGUAUAGUGGGAGCCUGGUAAGCUUCAGGCCCAACAUCUAUCUCCCAGCAUGUACGGAGGGAAUGAAUGAGUCUGCUCACUCUCUAGCAAGUGAGGUGCCCCCGUCAGUGCUUUGGGAAGACUUUCCAAAAAAGAGGUUCGUUUAUGGAAAUGUCCCUUCUGUUGUAACUCCCUCUCCCAUGCUGUCCUUGUGAUCCUGUGAUCCUCAGUUGGGCCAGCUUUGGUGGCGGGGAGUCUUGGCCAUCUUCACUCUUCCAUUGACAAUAUCCUCUGGCAGUCCAUUCUAGUGGGUCUGCAGCCUGGGGAUUGGGAAUGAUGCCUUUUCCAUGCUCAGGCACUAUCUGCUGCCUCGAAGUUCAGUCUCAAAGCUACACCUUGGGAUAUUGGAUGACAUAUGAUAAUGCUGGGUCGGCUCCUUCAGCUCAAGAUGCUCCAGGUGAACACCUGAGGCUCGAACAUCAGCGCUCCAGGGUGUGGCCGACCACCUUCUACCUUGUGGCAGUGGACUGAAUUCCAAGGCAAGGGCUUAGGAGCUCCAUGCUUUCUGGUCUGGAUGGUGAACCUUGCAAAUCCAACCUCCAACUGAGAGAGGGCCAGUAGCCAUCCCUGCCUGACAUUCGACAUUCUGUUUGCUAGUGAGCCGCAGGCCUGGUGAGGGUGGUAAA